Messenger RNA from Bubalus bubalis (water buffalo), 1064 nucleotides. RefSeq names its product small integral membrane protein 40 (gene SMIM40). The record is from RefSeq and is a predicted model, not a curated record. The transcript is spliced from 2 exons. The coding region runs from base 90 to 332 and encodes 80 amino acids. NCBI's taxonomy places the organism in Eukaryota, Metazoa, Chordata, Mammalia, Artiodactyla, Bovidae.
GACAUCAUUCCCCUUAAUCCUGGCAAGGCUGACUAAGGGCUUCCAUCCCAGCCUCCUCGCUCAAGCCAGCGGUCAGACUGUGGGUUAGAAUGGCCGAGGAGGAGGGCGAUGUGGACGAGGAGGAUGUGUUCCUGGCAUUUGCCCGACAUCCCACUCCUCCCAGGGGUCCCCUGCGGCGGGCCAUGGACAAAGCCUUCUUUAUCUUCCUGGUCCUCAUCGUGACACUACUGAUGCUGGAGGCUGUUUGUAAGCUGCUAUGGCUGCUACCUUGGGCAAAGUUUGAGGACUGGCUCCUGAGAACCCCUGAGAAGGAGGAGGAGCUGGAAUUGUGACCAUCUUUCCUAAACCUCCGCUUGCCCUGCCACAGAGCUAUCCCAGAGGAAGAGGAGGAGACGAGACUCAAGGUAUUUUACGAGCCUCGAGCCUCGCUUCUUCUCACAGCUCUUACAGAUUCUGCUCAGAGCCCCCUCCCCACAUCGCCUGUCCUCAGGCCCUAGAGCUCCUGGACAAAGCACAGCCUCCUUGUCUUCAGCGCCUGCGCCUCGGGAACCCCCUCCAGAAAACGACGGAGAACCAACUAGGUCCCACCUACUUGGUUGGUCAUUAGUUCUGUGGUGGAGCUUGGAAAGCACGCCAACAAUCGCAAUAAUAAUAACAACAGAUUUGUAUAGCGUGUUGUGCUCGUUUGUAUGCAUGUGUUACGACUUCAUGAUUGGGAGAUGUAGGCACCUGGAUGUAGAAGUAGCUUCUGGGCAGCGGCAAGGGAGCGCGCAGACCAUAGAAAGGAAUGACAGGUACAGUCGAUUGAGCCGCGGAAACUGGGACCUGGCAGGUAGGAAAGGAGCGCCACAAGGCUUGUCAAAGCCCAGCGGAUAGAAAAGGUUUUAUUUCCCUUUUAAGAGACUCCUGCCUUUCCAUGCAUCCCUGUUGAGCCUUGGAGGGCACAGUUCCUCACCCCGCGCUGUUCCGUUAUUUCCUCCCCCUCCUCCCCAACGUAGAAAGGUGGAUCAGUCCUCCCCGCACGCGACUAGCGGUGGUUGGGCCGGGAUGCGGGAAGUUUCUGA